AUGGAUACCAUGGGGGGUAAGGCAAAUGAAGUGAUGGCCGCGGAGCCAGUGCCGCUACCCCGAACCCUGGAUGCCGCCCUAGAUUUGCUCGAGAAGGAGGUCGUCCAACUCGGUCAGCUCAUGGACAGCUCGGCUCUCGAACAUUUCCUGCGGGUGAAACGAUUUGAACGGGAUUCUCUUGACCGGAAAGAUCCCGAAGACGUGCGGACAAUGUUGAGCGAGCUAUUUUAA
Messenger RNA from Penicillium cosmopolitanum, 231 nucleotides. RefSeq lists its product as uncharacterized. The record is from RefSeq and is a predicted model, not a curated record. NCBI's taxonomy places the organism in Eukaryota, Fungi, Ascomycota, Eurotiomycetes, Eurotiales, Aspergillaceae. The transcript has a single exon. Bases 1 to 231 code for a protein of 76 amino acids.